AUGAAUACAACUGAAGAUGCUAAUCAGAGUUUCACCAAUAACUUAACUAAUUCACUUAAUGCACCUAAAUCUAAAGUACCUUUAAUAGGCCUAUUUUUAAGCCAAUUUGAUAUGAAAAAAGGUAAUACGAUCUUAUGGAGCCAGAAAACAGAAGAUCCAGCUGGCAAGAACCUUGAUCUAAAUGGGGUUGAAUUUAAAUCUCUCCCUUCUGGUAUUCAUGAAGUUGCAAAAGAUGUUAUACUUUUUACAAUACCUAAACCCUCGAAUAAUGAAACUUUAGACAGAUAUUACGGGGUUGCCUGUUUUCAGCAAAAUGGACAACAAAUUUCAGCCAAUACAACUGAUUCACAUAUUGCUAGAGAUAAAGUCAAAAUGUACUCGAUAGGUGCUAUUGUGAACUCAACACCUUUAACAGAUGAUUCUGAGUUUACAAUUCAAAAUCUCAAUAUUCAAAUGUCUAGCCAAUAUGUUAGCGCACAUACCUAUUCAAAGGAUUUAGAUACUAUUCUAUCCAAUUGGAUUAAUAAGGGAGAUUUUAAUGAUUUUUCUAUGCUUGAGAAAUUUUUUGUUGCCAAUAAUGGUAAAGACUUAGUAGAAGAAUCCAAUAAGAACUUAAAUUCAAGUAUCAAUAACUCAAAUAUGUUACAUGAACUUCCCUCUAACGAUCAUAUGAUCACUUUAUUACCAUAUUGGAUUCGAAAUCUUGGUCCAUUACUAUUACCAAUAUGGAAAGCAUGUGUAGCAAGAAAGAGAAUACUCAUCGUCAACUCUCCAGGUAGAUCAUUUGAAUAUUGUAAUUCCUUGGCAUAUUGUUUAUCCAUCUUAUCAGCAUAUCCAUCUAACUAUUCUAAUAAAAAAUUAUCAUCUUUCAUUGAACUUUUAUAUACUGUAGGUGUUUCAGAUAUGGAUUAUUUACAACAGUAUAAAAACGCUGGAUACAUCGCAUGUACAAGUGAUGAAGUAUUAGUAACUAGAGAUUAUCUAUACGAUUUGGUUCUUAUGAUCAAUAGUUUGAAUGCCUCACCAAUUUUAUUAACAAACAAGGGUACACCAUUUAAAUCUACAUGGCAUGACGUUAACGUUUACAAAUUAAUUAUGCAGAAUUAUUUAGCGGAAGACAUCUCAGAUAAAGAGGAAAAAAGAAUAUGUACUUUAUCAGAAGGUAAAACAUGGUUACAAUUCAUUAUAGAUAACGCCUACUGGAUUACUACUGCAGGCUACGUAAAACCAGCAUAUGAAGUUUAUAAUAAUCCCUUGAUUAAUCCAUUAUAUGAUCCAGAGAGAUCUUCAUCCUUUGAACAAAGUGAGUAUUUAUCAGAAAAAAUCAUGGCUGAAAAAAUAACGGAAUAUUUUCAAAACAGAGUGAAUACAAUUUAUAAUAAGCUUGCUUAUAUAAUUGACGAUAAUUUCGACGUCGAGGAGCCUCAAAGCGUUGUUAGCAUCCCAUCUUCCGUUUUGACCGAUCUUGAUUUGGAUUGCUUUAGCUCUCAAGAUUAUCGUUUUUUAGAGUUUAUGUGUAAUAAAUGGUUCGACAAAGUUACAAAAGUGAAAUACAUCGAAUGCUGUGGGGUAACUUGUUGA
Molecule: messenger RNA, 1581 nt
Organism: Henningerozyma blattae CBS 6284
Lineage: Eukaryota; Fungi; Ascomycota; Saccharomycetes; Saccharomycetales; Saccharomycetaceae
Gene: ANR2
Product: Anr2p
Exons: 1
Coding region: 1-1581 (526 amino acids)
Cellular component (GO): lipid droplet
Source: RefSeq, a predicted model, not a curated record